AUGUCGCGCUAUGUGCUGGAGCAACUUUCUGAUUUGGGGGACUACACCGGCAAGAAUGAGCUGUACGAGAGUUUCAACAACAGCCUGGCAAACGUUCGCCUGAGCUCGGAUGGACGUCACGUUCAUGUCAUCCUCCACGAGCCCAAGGUUGGUCUUGUGACUCUGGACAAGUAUGAAAGACCUCAGCUGGUCCACGCUCAGAAAAAGCUGGACUUAUGCUCCACGCGAGACGUUUCCAUUGUGGAUAUUUUGUAUUUGGACAGUAAUAAUUGCGCCGACAGGGACUUUUUAACUGUGGCGGUGGUUUUUGAAAACGGUCAAGCUGAGUUUUGGAAGUUCCAGGAUUGCAAAGGCGGCUGGAGCCUCCUGCAAACAGCCGACUUGUGCAACAGUCCCCGAGCCAAAGUGGUGUCUGUGUGUGCCUGCCCUAAUCUAAUCAUUUGGUGUGAGGAGCGGCCCCCCUCGGAGAGCUCCCCGCUCCUCAGCCCUGCCAGGAAUAAACUGAGACAUUGUGUCUGCAGGAGGGACUUUGAGCUAAAGGAGGGGUCUGUCUUUUUAGGAGGGGUGAAAAUCACCCUUCACAACAACCCUCGAUUCAACGUUAUAACCUCGGGCCAAUACGUUUAUCUUCUUCCUGAUGCUAGAGUGAAACCGUUCAGCAAGUUCUUCCUCUCGUGGUGCCCUCGACAGGACUCCUUCCGGGUCAGUACGACGUGUAAAGGUGGCCCCUUGAAAAAGCAUUCCGCGAAAGACUCAGACUUUAGGAAGCUGAUCAAAGACUGUUUAGGGUUUCUGGCAGCUGCUAACCCACCUGAGAUCCUAAAUGUUUCUUCAUCGGAUUGUGGAGGUUUGCUGCUGCUUCUCAACACGGGCUGGGUAUGUCUCCUACAUAGCGAUGGCACGCUGAGACAUUUGCACAAGGUGGCGGAUAAGUGCCUGCUGAAAUCCGUUACACACACCAGCCUCCGCCUAUACCAGAACACUUUGGUGCUCAUCCUAGGACAAAAACUGCAUCUUAUAGACUCAAAAUGUGGCAGAGUGCUGGGGAAAAUCAUACUAAACCGAGAAGGGGUUUUAUUUGCUCUAAAAACUGACAAGUCACCCUACCUGUUCUCAGAAAGUGGACUUUUUAAAGUGGUGCGACAAGAAACUGACACAAAAGACCGAAAAACAACGUUGCCAUUUUUCACUACGACAGAUAACAUUGACCCUAGAGCCGUCCUGCUGGAAGCCGUGUUUGAGGAGGCUUGUAAAUAUUACCAGCAGAGGAGCUUGAGUAGUACCCAGCUCACUGUAGAUGCUUUGAAGAAAGAGGGGAGGUUCCAGGCUCCCAUUUCUUUGGCAGCCAUCCUCAAUGACUACCUGUGCUCAAAGACCAAGCAGAGAGCAGCUGAGCUGUCAUCAAAUGGAGAAAGCGGAGGCGAUGUAGGGGAAGACCAGCUAAAAGUCUCCCUGGUGCCCGAGUUGAAGGCCUUGGUGACUUUAGAGGAGCUAAAGGGGGCUCUCGUGAGGGGCGGCGCCAAAGAGGUGGAAGUACUUUGCGAAAAUCUCGUGGAGAAAGAAGUAGCCCGGCUGCUGUCGUCCUCCGAGCUGCAUCGGGACGACCUGCUUUAUCUCAACUCCAUCUUCUCGGUCUUCCCCUGCCAAUCGUGGAGGGCGGCCAAAGCUGCUCUUCAGCUCCGCUGCUCCGGAGAAGGCUCUCUGUCUAGCGAGGCACCUCCGGACGUGUGGAAAAGCGUCCUCGGUUCUGCGCCGAGCUUCCCGGUUUCCCUCACGCUUUCAAACGGCGGGUCAAGACGUGGGUACAGCCACACAGCGGAUCACAACGGUAACUGUACGUCCAAGUCACCGAGAUCUUCUGUCGCCCUGCCCGUCUUCGAACUCCUCUGCCAUUCGGUUUUACUCUUCCAGCCAGCUUGGCUGCCCCGCUUUCUGGAGCUGAGCCAGCAGCAGCAGGGCUCAGCUGGACUGGGCUUGAGCUUGGCUGCCUCAUCUUGGAGCUUAUCUGCCGGUAGAGCCGGCGACAGCGGCGGCGAGAGCAACGUACCCCUCUACAAGCGUGCCUUGAGCGUUCUUUCAACCACGGGAAAAGAUCAAGAGCGGCGGCGCGCGCUGGAGGUGGAGGUGUUAAUGGUCAGCGGGCGGCCCAACGCCAUCCUCCAGGCGCUGAGGAUCCUGAUUGGACAGCAGCAGUGGGAGAAGGUUAUCCAGGUGGCCCAAAAGUUCUGCAAGCAGAGUCCCUUGCUGAACAAGGAGAUUUUCACUACGCUGCUGUGUGAGGUGACUCAGCACAGAGAACUGGACCCUUAUCUGGACCUCCUGUGGGCUUUGUGUCCUGAGGACAUCACUGUCACCACCAUUUUGAAUAUGGUGCUAAAAAACCUCCCGUCACCACUUUCUGCUUCCUCCAGACCUGGCUAUACCACCACAGCUCCAUUCACUGACCCGCAGAGUGGUCAGGUGACCGUCGGCCUCCUCAAACCUUUGUUGCGAAAAGUUCUCCAGAGGGAGACCAAGCCCAACCGAUGCUACGCCGACAUCCUGGAAUCACCCUCCUUUCCCCCUCCUGCGCCACCCCGCCUGACAAGAGACCCAUCCAAAACCAGCGCAGACUCACCUCAGGAGAAUACCAUCCUUCCUGGUUCCAGCUGUUGA
Messenger RNA from Nerophis lumbriciformis (worm pipefish), 2655 nucleotides. Lineage: Eukaryota; Metazoa; Chordata; Actinopteri; Syngnathiformes; Syngnathidae. The record is from RefSeq and is a predicted model, not a curated record.